AUGACUACUAAUAGUUGGCACAGUAUCUUGGUUAUUUACUUGGCUUCGUUGGCUCUUGAUUGGAGCUUGGAAAUGGGAAUUCAUCUUGAGAAGUCAGCGUAUCUUGCGUUAGCUGGUAACUUUCUGAGAUCAAACGAGCUCUCUAAAGUGAUUGAUGUGGUCAAGGAGAUGGUGAAAUCCCAACACUCGCUUGGUGUGUACCAUGGAGCAAUGCUGAUCCACAUGCUCGGGUUUGGGAGAAGACCUAGCUUAGCUGCAGAGGCUUUAGACUUACUUCCGGAUGAUCAAAAGGGUCUAUCUGCUUACACUGCGCUGAUGGAUGUUUAUAUCUCAGCAGGGAGUCCAGAGAAAGCAAUGAAGAUAUUAGGAGAGAUGAGAGAGCGAGAGAUAAUGCCUUCGCUUGGGACAUACGAUGUUCUAUUGUCUGGUCUUGAGAAAACCAGUGAUUUCCAGAGAGAAACAUCGUCAUUGAGGAAGGAGCAGAAGAGUCUUGUUGCUUCUACACGUUUCCGGGAAAUUGUUCAUGUUGAAGACAAAAUAUGCAUGUGA
Molecule: messenger RNA, 549 nt
Organism: Arabidopsis thaliana (thale cress)
Lineage: Eukaryota; Viridiplantae; Streptophyta; Magnoliopsida; Brassicales; Brassicaceae
Product: pentatricopeptide (PPR) repeat protein
Exons: 1
Coding region: 1-549 (182 amino acids)
Source: RefSeq, marked reviewed